UCAAAACGGGCUAGUCAUAUUCGAACCGCUUAAAUACAUCGUGAGAAAUUCAUGUUGUUAGUAUUGUAAGAAUCGUGGUGUAGACAUACGUUUAUGUUGAUUAACAGUAGGUAGGUUACUAAAGCUUUGGUCGCGUGAAAAGAUACUUUGCAUACAAGGAUUUUCCUUUAAGGUUUUGUCAAGUUUAAAAUUACAAGACAGCAGCCAUGAUGGUUCAUUGGAUUCUGGGACUGUGUGUGUUGAUGGCUGGAGCCACAGCUAAUCCAUUCAAGCGAUCGCUAUUGACGAGUGACAUAGACUGCAAUGUUGUCAACUGUAAUGCAACUGAAAACAAUGCUGAGGAUCCUUUUGGCCCGGAUGGCCCACCACCGCCUGUGUUGGAUGAGUCUACCCCUGAUGACACUGAUGUCACUGCCGUCUCUAACUCAACACCAAUGCCUCUGGAUACCAGUACACACAAACGUGCUCACUGCAAGAAGAACAAACACAAUAAUCCUAUACCUAAUAACAUUUAAAGCUGACAUAUUUAAACCAGACAUUUCUAAACUUGACAAAAUCUAAAGCUGACAAUUUAAACCUGACAAAAUCUAAAGCUGACAAAUCUAAACCUGACAAAUCUAAAGCUAACUAAUUUAAACCUGAAAUAUCUAAACCUGACAAAAUCUAAAGCUAACAUACAUAAACCUGACAAAAUCUAAAGCUAACAUACAUAAACCUGACAAAAUCUAAAGCUGAAAAUUUUUAACCUAACAUAACAAAAAAAUUAAAAAUCUAAAGCCGACAAAAAUCAUUAAAACGAAUAAAUCUAAAAAGAAAAUACUUUAUUCCUCAUAGUAGAUAAUAAAAUUAAUUAUUUAAAAAUGAUAAAAAAUAAAUUAAAAAAUCAACAUAUUUAGAAAUUAACAACGACUUGUCUUUUAUAGUAAAAUUCUAAAUUUGAUUCAUAAAGCCUUAGUAUUACAAUACAGAAAGUUAUUUUUUAAAACACAUUGUAGAAAAAAAAGCCCUGUUAAAAAUGUAUGCAAAACCAUUUUAAAAAGUGUUUUCCAUUUACUAUGUUCAUAAACAACUAUAGCUCUGAAAGAUUUUUGUUGUGGCACUUAUGUUCAAUAAAAAUUAAAAACACUUUCUUCCCAAAAUGA
This is a messenger RNA of Physella acuta, 1142 nucleotides long. RefSeq lists its product as uncharacterized. Lineage: Eukaryota; Metazoa; Mollusca; Gastropoda; Physidae. The record is from RefSeq and is a predicted model, not a curated record.